AUGAAUGAUCGGAUUGUGAUGUUGGAGGAAAUGAGCUCGAAAUGUGUCUGCGAUGAAGUCUCGCACUCUCACAGAUCUAGUCCAGUUGAAAGCAACAACCAGGGUAGCACUAGCAGAGUUGUUCCAUGCAAUGAAAAAGCCUCAACUACUCCCACUACCACUCAUGUCAGUAGACCAAAUGAGGCGCAAGUGCCAGAGAAAUUUACAUCUUACAAGUUACUAAGUUGGUACAAGGAUGGAGAGGGGGUUGUCAAUGUAUAUUUUUCCCGUAGUGGCAAAACGUUCUACACAGAUUCAAACGGGCGGGAUUUUAUCAAAAGGGUCAGAGACUACGGAGCAGAUUGGGACCUACAAGUAAACCAACAUAUAGCUGGAAACUACUAUCAAAUUAGUAUUGGAGUACAUGUAGAAGAUGAUAAGACUGAGCUUUCGGUUUUGGUAGACCGGUCAGUGGGUGGAUCCAGUUUAAUGGAUGGACAAGUAGAGAUGAUGAUCCGUAGGAGGUUGGUUUAUGAUGAUUCCAGAGGUGUUGCAGAGGCACUGAAUGAAACAUUCUGUGUCGCUGACAAAUGCAUAGGGUUAAUAAUUCAAGGUAACUUUUAUCUCAGGAUUGACCCUGUGGGGGAGGGAGCCAAGUGGCGUCGUUCAUCCGGUCAAGAAAUAUAUUCGCCGUUUCUCUUAGCCUUCACUGAACAGGAUGGCGAUAAUUGGAGGAGCUCUCAUGUUACGUCUUUUUCAGGGAUGGAUCCCUCUUACAGUCUACCUGAUAAUGUUGCAAUGCUAACCUUACUGGAAGGUCACUCACAAACAAUCUUUUUUAAUCUUCCAAAACAUCAAAAGCAAAAAUCAUACUGA
Molecule: messenger RNA, 855 nt
Organism: Papaver somniferum (opium poppy)
Lineage: Eukaryota; Viridiplantae; Streptophyta; Magnoliopsida; Ranunculales; Papaveraceae
Product: probable alpha-mannosidase At5g13980
Exons: 9
Coding region: 1-855 (284 amino acids)
Biological process (GO): mannose metabolic process
Molecular function (GO): carbohydrate binding; alpha-mannosidase activity
Source: RefSeq, a predicted model, not a curated record